AUGAAACAGUAUUUUAUGAAUCCUCUAGUGUUUGCAGCUCCUAUACCAGGGAAACCUCUGAUUUUGUAUACGACAGCUUUAAGUGAAUCUCUUGGCGCCUUAUUAGCCCAAUAUAAUGAGGAAGGAAAAGAGAAUGCACUAUAUUAUCUGAGUAGACGUUUACUCCCCACCGAAGUAAAUUAUCCUCCGAUCGAGAAACAUUGUCUGGCUUUAAUCUUCGCCGCUCAGAAGUUAAGGCACUAUAUGCUUUCUCACAAAGUAAAUCUCAUAUCCAGAAUAAAUCCUUUGCAGUAUUUGAUGACUCGGCCGACAUUAUCAGGAAGACUAGCCCGCUGGUCAAUGAUAUUAUCGCAAUUCGACAUUAUAUUUACCCUGUUACGAGCAGUCAAAGGACGGGCAAUAGCAGAUUUCUUAGCAGCUUAUCCUACUGAGGAUGAUUUCCCGAUAAAUGAUGAACUACCAGAUGAACAAGUAAUAGAACUCGAGAAAAAUGAGAAGUUCACCUGGGAAUUCUAUUUUGACGGUGCUGCUUCUAUUCAGCAAGGAGAAUCAGAGGAAACUUUGCCCGGUCAGGCAGGAAUUGGUAUUGUGUUCGUUACACCUGAUAGAGGUAUCAUGUAUUACUCCUAUCACUUGUCAGAAUCACGUACCAAUAACGAAGCUGAAUAUGAAACAUUGAUAACUGGUUUAGAAUUGACUAUUUUGAAUGGGAUCGAAGAAAUCAAGAUCUUUGGAGAUUCACAGCUUGUUAUCAAUCAGAUCGCGAGAAUCUUUAAAGUAUUAAAAAACACCUUAGUCCCUUACCAUCAGUAUGUCAUGCAUCUUUUAGAACAGAUUUUGAAUGUCACAUUGUAUCGAAUUCCUCGAGGAAAAAAUUCCACAGCCGAUGCUCUUGCCAAACUGGCUAAAGCACUGGCAUUCCCCGAAGAAGAUUCGAUCCCGAUAGAAGUACAAGGUCGACAAGUCCUUUCUCCUAUAGAUCUGGAACACAUAAGCAGAGAAUGUUCAACUGAGGUGAAAAUUGUUUCGGCAGUAAACGACGAAGGUUUAGAUUGGAGAAAACCAUUCAUCGAAUACUUGCAAGAAAACAAGCUCCCUCAGGAGAAAUCAGCAGCAGAUAAGAUCAAAAGAAGAUCACUAUCCUACAGUUUGAUUAACAAUACCCUAAACAAAAGAUCAUUUGACCAAAUGUGGUUGCGGUGUUUGAAUAAAUCAGAAGCACAAAAGAUCGUAGAAGAAGUGCAUGCUGGUUUAUGUGGUGCACACCAAUCCGGUCCAAAGAUGAAAAUGAAGAUCAAACGGAUGGGAUACUACUGGCCAUCAAUGAUAGAUGACUGUAUGAAAAUUGCACGUCACGGUCAUCAAUGCCAGGUGCACGGUGUAGUUCUUCAUCAACCCCCGAAUGUUUUACAUCCAACCAUUGCUUCUUGGCCUUUUGAAAGCUGGGGCACCGACAUUAUUGGUUCGAUAGAUCCUCCAUCCUCCAGAGGUCAUAGAUUCAUUCUAGCAGCUACAGAUUAUUUUUCCAAAUGUGCAGAAGCUGUUCCUUUGAGAGAAGUUAAAGCUCAGCAAGUUCUAAAAUUUUUCAAAGAGAAUGUCGUGUACCGAUUCGGUGUCCCUCAUUGGAAUAUCUUAGAUAACGGUCGUUCAUUCAGGAAUACUAAAAUUAAAAGCUUUUCCAAACGACAUAACAUCGAUUGGAGAUAUUCAACCAUCUAUUACCCUCGGGCAAAUGGAUUGGCGGAGGCCUUCAAUAAGACUUUGAUUCAGAUCUUAAAGAAAACUUUAGAUGACAAUAAGCGUCAAUGGCAUGAGAAGUUGGUUGAAGCUUUAUGGGCAUAUCGUACCACAUAUAGAACUCUGACUCAAUCUACGACAUUUGCUUUAGUUUUUAGUUCAGAAGCAGUCAUUCCUUUAGAAGUCCAACUGCCCUCGCUCAGAGUUGUAGUGAAUUACCAGAUCAAUACAGAACAGAAUGCAAGACUCGGAUUAGAAGAACUCGAAGGUUUAGAAGAGAAGCGUUUACAGGCUCAACAGAACCUCAAGUUAUACAAAGCUAAGAUGAUACAAGCUCACGACAAAUUAGUUCAUCCCAGAACUUUUCAAGUAGGAGACUUGGUUUUAGUUCUUUGA
Dendrobium catenatum is the source of this 2133-nucleotide messenger RNA. RefSeq lists its product as uncharacterized. The record is from RefSeq and is a predicted model, not a curated record. Gene Ontology annotation, molecular function: nucleic acid binding; RNA-DNA hybrid ribonuclease activity. Bases 1 to 2133 code for a protein of 710 amino acids. The transcript has a single exon. Gene Ontology annotation, biological process: DNA integration. Lineage: Eukaryota; Viridiplantae; Streptophyta; Magnoliopsida; Asparagales; Orchidaceae.